CAUGUGUACAUGUGUAAAGAAAAAAAUCGUCUCUCCAAAGCCAUACAAGCCCGCCCGUUUUUCUGAAUAUAUGAAUUUAGUGUGUGUGAAGCAAAUAUUAUACAUAUUCGUGAAAAAGUUAUUCAAACGCAGUGUAAAUAUAGAAAACCGCCUCUUAAACCCAUAAACUUUAAUUAGUAUAUUGAAAAAUACCUGUUUUCGAGCAUAAAAAAAGGUCUCGAAAAAGCAAAAAGGUGUUGCUUAACAAAAUGGCGAAAGUGACGAAAAAUUCAAGUGCACUGGGAACACUAGUUUGAAUGCCAACAAUGAUUAGUUGGGGUUUUCGUUAAAAUCUGAGGAUUUUCGAGUAAAAUACAUUAAGAAAUUAUACCUCAAAAGAGGUCCUUAUUUUGCCACGAGUUUUUUUUGUGUUACUACAAAAGAAAAAAGCCAUAAAAAAUCUCGGGCGACAGUCUCAUCCAACGCAGCGGCAAUUCAAUUCACACAUACGACCGACCGAGUAUUAUAUUGUGAGUGAUGUGACGUAGAGGACAACCCAUACGGUUUUUGAUUUUCAAAAAAAAAAAGAUAAAUGUCUCUUCGCAGUUGAUUUUAUGAUAGAUCUCGGAAAUAUUCCAUAAAACGUAAUAGAAAUUGAUAUUCUUUGCACAUAUGUAAGUUUAUCAAAAAAAGUGGUAACAUUAAAAAUAAACGCUGAAGUACGAGAUAUGAUAGAGAGGGGAAAUAAACUCGGCCCAGACAAAAGGUUGUGAAAAUUUGCUUGCGGAGCGAUAUUUUAUUAAUAUUUUGUGCUCUAAAUAUUACAACGAAUACUUCACAUUGCCUUGUGUGAAUUGCCAAAGGAUUUUUAAAAGUAUCAAAUAACAUUCAGACUCCGUGGAAGAAAAAUACACUAUAAAAAAGUGUAAAAUGCAAAAAAAUCCAAUGAGAAAACGACGUAGCUGUAAUUUACAAAAACAAAAAUUUGCAAAAGUCUACCACCAGCAAGAACAACUACAAUUAUUAAAGAAAGCGUCACUGUUAACAACAAAAGUUACUAUAAUCGACAAAAGAUACAAACGUUAGAAAUUUUGAUGCACUUUGUCGUCUCUGCACAACACCAAUAAAUAUAUUGGUUUAUUGGAGCCAAGCAAACAGCACAAAUUCUAUUAGAUUUGCAGAGGAGGCAAGCACACAUUCUCAAACGGCUAGACCACAACUCAUAAUCAACUCGUUUUAGAAAGCAUUCGGAGCGGAGCAUAAACGAAGUAGAAGAAACUCUUAAGCUCAACAGUUUUAAGUCUAAACUACAAAAGUGAAACCUUUAAAAAUGAUGAAACGGACUCGCGAAGAGGUACAGUAUGGUGCACGUCCCGGUCCAGGGGGCGUGGGCGGCAGUGGUGGCGGAGGAGGUGGAGGCAGUGCAGCUGGCGGUAAUGUUGUUACAGCGGGUUCAGCGAGCGUUACCACAGGGGCCAUAAAUAUUGGCACAAUGGUGCCCGGGACACAUGCAACGGCCGGUGGCACGACUUUAAGUGUCGGUUUGGGAACUGGCAAUAUAGCAACGGCAGGUUCCAUUGCCCACCAUCGUAUAUUAACCCCUCAACAUGGCGGUGCCCAAACAAUAGCCUAUCUACCUUCUACCACACCAGUAACGGCAACAAAUCUAAAAACAUCAAGUGGAGGCAUUGUCGCUGACAGCAGUGCUGGCGGUAAUAAUGAUGGAAAUGCGACCACAGUGGGCAGCGGAGUUGGAAGCAGGAUAACGCAGCUCGGAGGAAAUACUGUGGUUACUUCUGGAGGUGGUGGUCCUGGUGCUGGUGGCAAUGCAAAUACGAUAGUCCAACAACAAGCAGUUCAAUAUUCAACUUCCUAUAACGUAUCUUCCAUACCAACCGGUGGUACUCUAAAAACUGGGCCUGAUGGAGCAGUGCAAAUUCAUGUAACUGGUGGCGCCGCAGGCACAGUACCAAUUGUUGCCAAUCCCACAGUGCCGCAAACAACGAAUUCCGUUCGCCAACGUACAAUAAGCGGAACAACACAGAGUAGUAACAUCUCUUCGUCGUCACAGACCAUGGUACAACAACAGGCUACAGGUGGGGGCCAGGGAACUACCAUAAGCAGUGGGCCUUCGUCAACACCGCAACCUGGGCAACCAGGUGCACCGCCACGCCUAAAAGUAGAAGAUGCCCUGAGUUAUCUGGAUCAAGUUAAAUAUCAGUAUGCAGAUCAACCACAAAUCUACAAUAAUUUUCUCGAUAUCAUGAAAGAAUUCAAAUCACAUUGCAUUGAUACUCCUGGCGUCAUUCAAAGGGUUUCUACAUUAUUUAAAGGUCAUACGGAGUUAAUUUAUGGUUUCAACAUGUUUUUGCCGCCCGGUUAUAAAAUUGAAAUCCAUUCGGAUGAAUUGGGAUGUUCGGUGCCAGUUGUGUCAAUGCCAUCGCCACCAGGCUCAGCGCCAGGCAGUGGCACAACAGUGCAUGCAGUCUCGGGAACAGCAAUGAAUAUUGGCCAUAAAAUAGGUAGUAACAGCGGGUCCGCCCCAGUGCAACAUCAAUUGCAAACAGGGACCACGGCGGGAGCUGUCAAUUUGAUGACCCACGGUGGUACAUCGCUUUCGCAAACUACUAUACAUGCCUUACAGCCACCAGCACAACAAUCUCCAAGCCCAGCGGCUGGUGGGGGGCAUACUCCAACACAUGUACCACCCCAUGCCAGUGCGUCGCCAGCCCCAGCCCAAGUGACGGUAGCAUCCGUUAAUGCAGUUCCCCCCUCAAAUAUGCCACAGAAUUAUUCUCGUGAUAGGGACCGAAGCGUGGCUAUGGCAGCAGCAGCAGCAGCUGCUGUUAAUAUUGCUCCCACACCCGGAGGUAUUGUCGUUGGUGGCCCACCCACACCUAAUUCAUUAAAUGAGAUGGGACCUCAAACUGGAGCUCAAGGUCACCAUAAUCUUCUUCAUAUGUCGCAAGCUCAUCAAUCUAUGAUGAUGGGCGAAGCUGCACCCACACCCGGGGCCGCACCACAGCAGCCAGUUGAAUUCAAUCAUGCCAUAACAUAUGUCAAUAAAAUCAAGCUUCGUUUCCAAAAUCAACCCGAAAAGUACAAAAAGUUCCUGGAGAUUUUACAUACAUACCAAAAGGAACAAAAAGUCAUCAAAGAGGGUUCCACAGGUGUAAAUCAAGGAAAAACUCUAACAGAACAAGAAGUCUACACCCAAGUAGCAAAACUUUUCGGUCAAGAUGAGGAUUUGUUGCGAGAAUUUGGACAAUUUCUACCAGAUGCUACCAAUCACCAGGCCCAACAAUACAUGACCAAAUCCCAUAAUGAUCAUAAGAGAGCAACUACGGCGGCCUUAAGUGGCGGCGCACAUAUAACUAUGUCACCUGCAGGAGGUGCACCAGCCGCUGGGUCACCGCUUCAUCUUAGCAGUGGCGCUACUCUUUCACAAAUCAAUACAACAGCUCAUGCGGCGGCUUUGGCGGCAGUAAAUACCAGUGUAAGCCUAAAAUCAUCGUACAAUAACGCCCAACAAAAUCAUAUUAUAAAUAGCGCUCGAGGAAACGAUGCCAGCGGAGGUGGUGGAGCCCCACCUGUAGGGGGUGUCAGUGUUUCAAGCGCUAAUGAUAUUAUGUAUGAUAAAGAUUUCCGCGGCAAUGUGCAUGUAAACUUGCACCAUCAAAGUGCGGGAUCGCACCAUAUUGCUGGCGGCGGUAACACUGCAACGGGUAACUUAAGAGGAGGUACAUUUGACUCAAAGGACUCUCAUCGAAGCAAUCAUCAUGCCUCCGUGGUAACCGGAACGCAAAAAUAUCUCUCACAUCACCACCAUACCCAUAAUCAAGCGACAGGCCAAGCAAAUAUGAGUCAUAAUAUGGCAAACAUGGGCAGCGGCAUAUCAAAGAAAUCUCCAAGUUACAGUGGUUUACCGUCAAGUAUAACGCCGGGAGGAAUGCCACCACACAUGACUGGAGGUUCAACAAAUGUUUCCAGUUUAAAUUAUGCUCCUUCCCCAGCCAACUCCUACCAUAAUCAAAUGACCCAUGCUGGUUCGCGUCGACAUGCAGUGGAUGAUGUUGGUGGUGUAGGUGGAUUGGGUGUGCCGCCCACAAAAAGACAUAAACCCAUAUGUCGCGACAUUUCAUUCUCCGAAGCGUCGCGUAAGUGCAGUAUUCAAGAUGCAGCCUUCUUUGAUAAAGUGCGAAAAUCUUUACGCAAUCCAGAGGUCUAUGAAAAUUUUUUGCGUUGUCUAACUUUAUACACGCAAGAAAUUGUUUCCAAGACUGAACUCUUAACAUUGGUAACGCCGUUCCUCAGUAAAUUUCCCGAACUGUUUCGUUGGUUCACAGACUUUUUGGGUCCUCCCAUAUCUCAAGUGACAGGCUCAACAUGUCAUACUGGUGGCCAUCUAGAAGGUAUACCCUUGCAAGGAGCCCAGCGACACGGCGGCGUAAAUAGCAAUUCUGGCCCAUCGGCUCAUGGUGGUCUUGGUGAUCGUCAAAAUAGUUUACAAAACACAGAUCAUCAUCAGGAAAUCGAUUUGGCGUCUUGUAAACGCUUGGGCGCCUCCUACUGUGCAUUACCUCAAACGACAAUACCGAAGAAGUGUUCUGGUCGAACGCCAUUGUGUCGAGAAGUUCUCAAUGACAAAUGGGUAUCAUUCCCAACCUGGGCAAGCGAGGAUUCAACGUUUGUUACAUCGCGUAAAACUCAAUUCGAGGAGACAAUAUACAGGAAUAUUCACAGAACUGAAGAUGAACGCUUUGAAUUGGAUGUGGUCAUAGAAACUAACAGCGCCACGAUACGCGUUUUGGAGGGAGUACAAAAGAAAAUGUCACGCAUGUCACCGGAAGAUUUGGCCAGAUAUCAUCUCGAUGAUUAUUUAGGAGGUACCUCGCAGACCAUCCACCAAAGAGCCAUCUAUAGGAUAUAUGGUGAAAAGGCUGGUGAAAUAAUACAAGGCCUGAAAAAGAAUCCCUCGGUGGCCGUUCCCAUAGUUUUAAAACGUCUAAAGGUCAAAGAGGAGGAAUGGAGAGAUGCCCAAAAGAAUUUCAAUAAACAAUGGCGAGAACAAAAUGAAAAGUAUUACUUGAAAUCAUUGGACCAUCAAUCGAUCAACUUUAAACCCAAUGACAUGAAGGCUUUGCGUUCGAAAAGUCUAUUCAAUGAAAUCGAAACUCUUUAUGAUGAGCGUCACGAUCAGGAAGACGAAAAUGGAGAACCUAUAAGUGGGCCUCAUUUGACGUUACCAUAUAAGGAUAAAACGAUUCUGGAUGAUGCAGCCAAUUUAUUGAUACAUCAUGUUAAGAGACAAACAGGCAUACAGAAGCAAGAGAAAACCAAAAUCAAACAUAUUCUGCGACAAUUUGUGCCCGAUUUAUUCUUUUCAACAAGACAGCCAUUAAGUGAUGAUGAAAGAGAAGAUGUAUUCCCAUUUUUAUUAGAUGAUAAUGAUAAAAUGGAUGUGGAUUCGACACCUUGCAAACAAGAUAAAAAUAAAAUAGGAGUGUCAACAUUAUUAUCAGCAUCUUCGACAUCCUCCCCACCUGCAACAACAUUGGCAACAUCAACAUCAGCAGCUACGACGGCGGGAGCGGCAGUGCCCGCUAUUAAGACGGAGGCGGAAGCUUUGGAUUCAAAAGAUGCCAUUUCUAGUAUAGCAAAUAACGCAUUAUUGGCAGAAGCUGCCUCGGCUACAAACAAUGGGAACACAAACAACUCCUCCUCCUUACCUACUUCGGCGAUAACAGUUCCUACGGCGGCAUCUUUAACUGCAGCUGCAACAACAGCAGGCGUCGGAGCUAUUGAUAAAGGCUCGGACGCGAAAAGUGGCGUUGUGGAUUCUUCAAAAGAAUUAAACACGGCUGUUGUAAAUAGUUUGACCACCAGCACAGCUAGCACCACCUUAAGUUCGGGCGAUACAGCUGCUGUUAGCAGUAGUACAUCAGCAGCGACUAUGAUUACUUCAGAUCUAAGUACAAAUUUAGUAAAUUGUGAUUCCAAGAUAAAUUCCGCCGAAACAACAUCUUUUGCUACAACUGUGUGUACAGCGGUUUCAACAGCGGCAACGAAUGCCCUGUCAUUAUCGACUUCUACGGCAGUAAGUGCUGCUAUAUCCACAUCAACGCCCAGUAGUAGUAGUACGGGGACAGCAGCGGCUGAUAGCAUUAAAACCGAAAUUAAACAGGAGGAUGAAGAAAUGCCAUCAACAGAUAUUCUUGUACCACCGCAUGCUAUAAGCAAACACUUGGACGAGGCCUACACCCUAUUCUUUGCCAAUAACAACUGGUAUUUGUUCUUCCGCCUGCACGCAAUACUUUGCGAACGUCUGCGCGCCAUGUAUGAACGUGCACAAAUAAUAGCUGCCGAAGAAGAGAAAUACAAGCAAAAUCGUCGAGAAAAUAUUGCACAAGCCUUAAGACUGAAACCAAAACCCGAGGUUGCCGUUGAAGAUUACUAUCCGACAUUUUUGGAUAUGCUUAAGAACGUCCUAGACGGCAAUAUGGACUCAAAUACAUUUGAGGAUCAAAUGCGUGAAAUGUUCGGCAUUCAUGCAUACAUAUCAUUUACCCUAGAUAAAGUUGUAUCGAAUGCCGUGAGACAGUUGCAAAAUUGUGUCACCGAACGAACAGCAUUAGAAUGUGUUGAACUCUACCAUCAUGAACAGAAGAAAGGUGCCGCUGGCGGAUUGUGUCGCAAUGCCCACAAGACAUUCAAUGCUGAAAUGCAAUACCAACAUAAAGCCGAGGAGAUAUUGCAUGAGGAAAACUGUUUCAAAAUUUAUAUCUACAAAAUUGAUUGUCGCGUCACCAUUGAACUGCUGGAUACUGACAGUGAUGAUAUGACGGAACGUGAAAAGCCUGUAAAUAAAGUCAAAUCAUGGUCGAAAUAUGUAGACCGCCUCGCAAAUCCCUCAUCCGCAAAUAACAGCCAUAAUACAACCAAUGCCAAUUCACCAAAUUCUAAUAAUAACAACAAUUCGACGUCAAACAUGGAUGCCAGCAUCAACAACGAAAUUAAAUCGGAAAGAUGGGACGAGGAUGGAUUGGAUUUGCAUUUGCCUCGUAAACCCAGAUUCUUACAACGUAACAAACGUUCAGCCUGCCUGAGAGCGGAGCAAAUGCGUUUGAUGCAAGAGAGAAAAGCUCGUUUUACAAAUGCCGCAACUGGCGGUGGCGGUAGUUACUCAACAGCAACAACAACAUCGGAUUCAACUGGUGGUGCAACGUCGGGAAGUCCCGCGGAUAUGACUGCGGCGGAUCUAAAUAGUUUCUGGAACAAAAGACCCCCUGAACGUUUAGGCAAUGCAUCUUUAGUGUGUCCCGGUGGUGAAACAUACAUCAUAAAUGAUCGUGAUGAAAUCAAGUUGAAUGCUUCCGGCCGCCAGGUCUUUGUAAUAAAUAAGAAUCUCAAAUUUUUCAAAUUGGACUCCGUGAGGAAAGCAAAAAUGUGUCAUCUGCGUAUAACGCAGUCUAAAUUUAAACGUUUCCAACAUUUUGCACAAAGUUGGCUUUCUGCUCAUGUAUCACCUGAACAACAGCAACAAUGCAACGAGUGGUUACUUGGCAACAAUAUCAACAAUAUAACCAAUAGUGGUGGUGGUGGUUGUUCUGGCUCUGCAGCUACCACCAAUAGUUGGUCAAUGCCGAAGACAAAAGUUAUCAUACAAAAUGAUUUAAAGAAAACUCCUUAUCGUCCAUAUCAUCGUUACAAGGUAUCAAGCAUAGGCGGUGCAGUGCCAGCUGCUGUUGGAACCAUCAACAUAACCAAUGAGCAAUGCGUUAGCACUGGUGGUUGUGGUACAGCUAACCUAAUGGCAUCUUCUUCAUAUAAUAGCACACCGUCAGCGAUGCCAGCAUCAACGACUUUAACAAGCACUUCAACAUCAGGCAUAAAUUUAAAUACCUUAGCCAAUGUUACAGCGCUCAAUGUUGCUGCGUCACUUAAUAGCAAUGAUGCUGCUGCUACCACAAUGGGGGGCAGUAACACAAACAACACCAAUGUAGUAACUUCUUCCGCAAAUGUGGCUACAAAUUUGGUGACAACUGCUGGGCCACAUUGUAACAGCGUGGCCGGUCUGUCGCAGACGACGGCAGCAGUGGCUCAAGAACCCGCUCAAGUUCGACCCAUGGAAAGUUAGAAGGUCCUAAUGCCUGCUGACAUGUAUUGAAAGAAAUAAAAAAAAACCGCUUCCAUAUGAAAUUAUAUGAAAUGAUUCAUCUUGCAUUUUUUGUCUAGAGUAUAGUUUUUUUUAUUUAUAAUUACACAUUAAUUAAUAAGAAAUUCCCUUCCGGUACUUUAUUUAUAUAUUGUAAAAAGAUCAGCAAUGAUUUCUUUUUAUCUAUUAUUACAAAAAAAAAUAUUAAUUUAUAUACUGCUACUUUACAUACAUGUACAGAUCCAACAACAUCCUCAUCAAGCGAAUCUUUAUUAGUAUUUUUGUUUUGUUUUUGUAACUUAAAAUAAACAAUAUAGUUUUUUCUCGUUUUUCAGUUUUUUAUGCACACGCAUUAAUAAACAACAAAAAAAGCAAGGAAAUACCUAACCAUCAAUCUACUACUUAACUAUUAUUGUAGUAGUUUUUUUUGUAAAAAUAUUCUAAAAUUUACAUCAAUAGCACUUUUAAUUCAUUCAUUUUUAAAUGCAUUAAUUUUUUGUUUAUACUUUUAAUAUACUUAUCUUACUCUACAUUACUUUAAGCGCAUUCAAUGUUAUGCUUGUACGUAGACAGAGGAAAUUCUUUUUUCAAUUGGUCUUAUAGAAAAAAAGAAAAAAACAAAACGUGUUAGUGCUCAUUUCAUUCUAUUUAAAAUGAAAUCACCUCCCAUAGAUCUUAAGUCCUAGAUGGUUUAAAUAAAAUUAACCAUAAAGAUAAUCGCUAAGAUCAUAUAUUUAUAAAAAUACAUGCAAAAUCUUCAUUCUUUAUUAGCUAUAGUGUUUUAAUUUUAGUUUGAUUACACUAUUACAAAUGUUAAGUCAUAUUAUCCAUGCUACUUGUAAAUGUUAAUAAUAUUAAUGAAAUGAUAAAUACUUUAUGUGCAACCGCAUAUAUAUAUAUAUAUAUCUUUAAAGAAAUAGAAAAGAAACUAUUAAGUAAAAAAAAUAGUUUGAAGAAAAAUAAAGAUUUUAACAUUUUUAUAAAAAAAAUA
Molecule: messenger RNA, 9125 nt
Organism: Stomoxys calcitrans (stable fly)
Lineage: Eukaryota; Metazoa; Arthropoda; Insecta; Diptera; Muscidae
Gene: Sin3A
Product: paired amphipathic helix protein Sin3a
Exons: 12
Coding region: 1310-8116 (2268 amino acids)
Biological process (GO): negative regulation of transcription by RNA polymerase II
Cellular component (GO): chromatin
Molecular function (GO): transcription corepressor activity
Source: RefSeq, a predicted model, not a curated record